AUGUUCCCGAAUGUGCACGGCGCCCACUACCAGGCGGUGAGGCGGGCGUUCCGGACGCUGGUCGCGGUGCUCGUUGCGGCCACCUUCUGGCUGGUGAAGAUCGUGCUGGUGAAGGUGCUGGCGUCGUCGUUCCACGUGGCGACCUUCUUUGACCGGAUGAAGGAGAGCGUGUUCCACCACUACGUGCUCGACGCGCUCUCCGGCCCGCCGCUGGAGGAGGAGGAGAGGGAGGCUCCGCUCCGGCACGGCUUCCAGGGGUCGAAGUCGCUGCCGGCGAGGUUGAGAGGCGACAAGUCGGCUCAGCAACAACUGCUGAUGGCGACGAGGUCGAAGAACUUCGGGUCAAGGAAGAUCGACAUGGAGAAGCUGAAGAAGCUGAGCACGAAGAGCCGGCCCUCGGCUUGGACCGUGAAGCGGCUCGUCAACUACAUCCGCUUCUCCGGCCUGUCCACCAUUUCCCGGACCGUCGACGACUUCGCCGCCGAGUCCUCCGAGAUCAACAGCGAGUGGGAGGCCAGGAGCUGCGCCCACCGGAUCUUCAAGAACGUCGCCAAAUCUGGUGCCAAGUACAUCGAAGAAGAGGAUCUACUGAGGUUCCUGAAGAGAGAGGAGGUGCAUACCGUAUUUCCGCUCUUCGAAGGCGCGAUGGAGACCGGCAAAAUCACCAAGUCUUCAUUCAGAAAUUGGGUGGUGCACGCCUAUUUCGAGCGUAAGGCGCUCGCGCAUUCCCUUAACGACACUAAGACCGCCGUGCAACAGCUGCACAAGUUGGCCAGUGCGAUCGUGGUGGUGAUCAUAAUCAUCAUCUCGCUCCUGGUGUUGGGGCUGGCCACCACCAAGGUGAUCUUUGUGGUCACGUCGCAGCUGCUCCUCGUGGGGUUCAUGUUCCAAAACACCUGCAAGACCGUGUUCGAGUCCAUCAUCUUCGUCUUCGUGAUGCACCCUUUUGACGUCGGCGACCGCUGCGUCAUUGAUGGCAUUCAGAUGAUUGUAGAGGAAAUGAACAUUCUGACGACGGUGUUCCUGCGCUACGACAUGGAGAAAAUUUAUUACCCCAACUCAGUCCUGCUCACAAAGCCGAUUAGCAAUUUCAGGAGAAGCCCGGAAAUGGCCGAUGCUAUUGAUUUCGCUAUCGACAUUUCCACUUCGAUUGACAUCAUCAAUGCUCUCAAGAAGGCCAUCCAAUCGUACAUAGAGAGCAAGCCGAAGAACUGGAGCCCCAAGCACUCGGUGAUAGUGAAGGAGAUCGAGAACGUGAACAAGAUGAAGAUGUGCCUGUGCGUCCAGCACACGAUGAACCACCAGAACUACGGCGAGAGGAGCAGCCGGAAGUCGGAGCUCAUCCUGGAACUGAAGAAGAUGUUCGAGAACUUGGACAUCAAGUAUCAUCUCCUGCCUCAGGAGAUCCAUCUCUCCCAGGUCAACCUGCCCACUGGCACCGCAAGAUAUGCCAAUGUCAUGUGACAUACGAUGAGGAUUG
Molecule: messenger RNA, 1480 nt
Organism: Rhodamnia argentea
Lineage: Eukaryota; Viridiplantae; Streptophyta; Magnoliopsida; Myrtales; Myrtaceae
Product: mechanosensitive ion channel protein 10-like
Exons: 6
Coding region: 1-1464 (487 amino acids)
Biological process (GO): detection of mechanical stimulus; monoatomic anion transport; transmembrane transport
Cellular component (GO): plasma membrane
Molecular function (GO): mechanosensitive monoatomic ion channel activity
Source: RefSeq, a predicted model, not a curated record